UAAGCGCCCAUAAAUUUACCGAGGCUACGCUUGGGCUACGAAAUAUUGGUGAUCUGGCAUGGUUGGUAUAGCACCCUCAAUUCCUUCCCUCAGGCCUCAUUUCUCACUAUGUUCUGCAUAAACCACGACUGGUUAUCUAUUGCGGAAGCGGUGUGUCUAUGGAUGCCAUUCGCACCGGCAGAGGGGCAGAGUCCGUGGCAGGCCUACGCUGACUCCGUUGCGCAAGGUAAACGCAUAUGUAGACCGACCAAGUGUACGGUCAUAUAUUUUACAGUAUGCUAUGAGGUGUACCACCUGCUGUGGCAUUUUGCUGGCGAUAGGAACUGUGGAUUGGUGCCGUCUCGCACAUUAAGGCGGGGCCGAGUGUGUGGAGGACGCUUGUCACAAAGCACUAGCGUAGAUUCUGUGCACUACAGGGCGCAACAUUCAGUACUUUCAGGCGAUAUUGAAAACGAUGCAAAACACACCAUGCACGUCGUAAGAUGCAUCUCAUUCCACACUCGUGCAAUCCUUCUCCCUCACGCCGGAAUCAUCAUAUCUCCCCACGUCCGGAUGGCAGUAAUGCCACCAAAGAAGACGACCAGCCCCGUCAGGAUACUGAUGUUCCCGGGCAGCUUUUCAGGUGCCCAGACCUCCUCGCGCAUGAAUGCAGAGAGCUUGGACUCGUUCGGGUCGUGGAGGGCGCCGCGACGCGCGGGUGGGGCGGAGUGCAGAGCGACGGGCCAUGGAUGAAGUUGGUGGGUAAUGGGCUGAGGAACGUCGACGACGGCGUGAACAACGUGAAAGACGUCCACCUUUGUGCUGGUGACGAGUGGGUGGUA
Molecule: messenger RNA, 821 nt
Organism: Rhodofomes roseus
Lineage: Eukaryota; Fungi; Basidiomycota; Agaricomycetes; Polyporales; Fomitopsidaceae
Exons: 2
Coding region: 109-732 (207 amino acids)
Source: RefSeq, a predicted model, not a curated record